Messenger RNA from Sinocyclocheilus grahami, 1403 nucleotides. RefSeq names its product short transient receptor potential channel 2-like. The transcript has 2 exons. Bases 318 to 1403 code for a protein of 361 amino acids. Gene Ontology annotation, cellular component: cation channel complex; plasma membrane. Lineage: Eukaryota; Metazoa; Chordata; Actinopteri; Cypriniformes; Cyprinidae. Gene Ontology annotation, biological process: regulation of cytosolic calcium ion concentration; calcium ion transmembrane transport. Gene Ontology annotation, molecular function: store-operated calcium channel activity; inositol 1,4,5 trisphosphate binding. The record is from RefSeq and is a predicted model, not a curated record.
AUGAAUGAUAAUCUGGCUCUGGAGGAGUUGGUUCUUCAUUCUCCUGCUCCUCUGGACACGUGCAUCCAUCUGUCGCGAGCUCUGACUCUGGCCGCGCUCAGAGAGAAGGAGCGCUCUGUCGACCUGCACGCCGCCGCGUGUCACUGUGAGCUCAUGGCCUCUGACCUCCUGACCUUCGCCGCCUCAGCCGGGGGUCACGCGCGGGUCCGAUCCUCAGGGCUGUGGACCACCGGGGUGCCAGCGUGUUGGACUGCCUGAUCGAGGGCCGGCAGAAGGGUGUGGUGUCCCAUCCGGCGGUGCAGACAUACCUGACGGACAUGUGGCACGGAAGCCUGCAGUGGGAUUCAUGGAAGAUCCUUCUGCUGUUCUUCUGUUUGCUGCUCUUCCCUCCGCUGUGGCUGGCGCUCUCACUGCCACACAGACACAGCUUCAACACUAUCCCAAUCGAGAAGUUCAUGAGUCACCUGGUGUCGCACAUCUUCCUGUUGGCCCUGUUCAUCCUGACGAUUGUGUAUCCGCCCAUGAGUCCUCUGUCUGAGGGCCGUCUGGUGCCCGGCUGGUCGGAGUGUCUGUUGCUGAUCUGGCUCUGUGGGAUGCUGGUGUCCGAGCUGACCAUCCCAGGUGAGCGUGCUGGUUUAGCGUGGAUUCGUCUUCUUCUCCUGGGUUUUUCCGCCGUGGCUCUGCUGUGCCACCUGCUCGCGGUUUUCACCCAAUGGUGGCCACCGGCGCACCUGCACUGCCUGUUCGCCCGGAACGUCCUGCUGGCCAUGGCGAUGACACUGGGAUUCAUCCAACUACUGGAGUUCCUCACGUUCCAUCACUUAUUCGGCCCGUGGGCCGUAAUCAUCCGAGACUUGAUGAAGGAUCUGUCUUGGUUCGCUGUGAUCCUCAUGUUGUUCCACACUGCCUUCACGCUGAGUCUCACCGCUUUGUGUCAGCCGCUGUAUCCACAAGAUUGGGACAACAGCACCGGUAACGCCACGCAAGUGACCAUUCCGGGUCCUUUAAACAUGUCUGUGCUGCUCUUCUUCGCUUUGUUUGGUUUAACCGAACCGGAUAAAAUUCCCGAAGUGGAGCAUUCGCCUGCUGCCACGGCUGUUUUGGCUAAAAUGGUAUUUGGUGUGUAUCUGGUGGUGACGUCCAUCAUGUUGAUCAACCUCCUCAUCGCCAUGAUGAGCGACACAUACCAGCGCAUCCAGGCUCAGUCCGACACGGAGUGGAAGUUUGGCCGCGCCGUUCUGAUCCACGAUAUGAGCCGCAAGUCUGGAAUUCCGUCUCCGUUCAACCUGUUCACCAACCUGUUCUACUCCAUCAAGGUUCUCUGCAGACGUGCAGGUAGGAGUUGCUUUUCAUUAGAGAUCAUUUGCAUGUUACUGGGGAAGCUUGUGUUCGGCAAAGAAUAA